Cuscuta campestris is the source of this 938-nucleotide messenger RNA. The record is from the annotation of a GenBank genome assembly. Lineage: Eukaryota; Viridiplantae; Streptophyta; Magnoliopsida; Solanales; Convolvulaceae.
CACCGGCAUUUCAUCUUCUCCCAUCCGGCGAUUCUUCUUCCCCGCUGCAACUCCGGCUAUAGGUUAUCAAACCCGAAUGAGAAACAGAGAGUAGAAUGAGUCGGCUUGCCAAUAUUGAAAAACAUGUUCUUGGUCAAAUUCAGAAGCUAGAAUAUGAUAAAGCACUGCUGUUUAUCGAGGCAUGCUUGGAGCGGUGUACUGGUUAUUCGAGAGAAAAAGACGAAGAGCGGUGUACUCUCUACGAGCUGCGUGCAAUGGUCUACAAUAAUAAAGAAGAGAGUGAAGCUGCCCUUGGGGAGGCUUGGUUAGCUUUUAAGAUUCACAGAAAAUACCGGAGCUUCUUCAAGUAUUCAGAAGUCGCGAACAUUAUUGGGGAGUAUAUCUUGGGGCAAGAAGAAUUUGGCCGUGCCAUCUGUUUCUUUGAAGAUGCAGUCAAGCAUGCUAGCAAGGAUAACUGGAAACAAAAGUUCAAUAGCCACUUGUGUGUGCUAUAUGAAGCUCGGAAGGAAUACACGAAAUCCAAAUGCAAAAGUGCGAAAAAGAAGGCUGGUCCAAUACAAGAUACAGGUGAAUCUUCCAAAAACACCAAUACCAGAAGUCAAAAAAUUGAAGCCAAGGCUGAAGUUUCUUCUGGAUAGUAUGCAGAGUUUGAAAUCUGGUAGGAAGCCAAGACCAUCCCGAAGCAGAAUCCCAUCGUUCAUAUCAAGCAACUUUCAAAUCGCGAAUUAGACUUUCAACCUUUAUUGUCCUCCGCCGAUCGGACUUCCAAACAUCACCGGACCUUCAUCCGCAAAUCAACGAUCGGGAAUCCAACCAUCGCGCAACUUCCUUCAUGGCAGAUCGAUUCGCCCGUUCUUGCCCCAGUUCCUCCGUUCGCCCUAAUUAAUGGCCGGAUGUACGGAAAACGCCACGUUUCAAAACAAAGCAACACGUGUAAG